Mya arenaria is the source of this 1149-nucleotide messenger RNA. RefSeq names its product acetylcholine receptor subunit alpha-like. The transcript is spliced from 3 exons. The record is from RefSeq and is a predicted model, not a curated record. NCBI's taxonomy places the organism in Eukaryota, Metazoa, Mollusca, Bivalvia, Myida, Myidae. Gene Ontology annotation, cellular component: synapse; neuron projection; membrane. Gene Ontology annotation, biological process: regulation of membrane potential; nervous system process; signal transduction. The coding region runs from base 1 to 1149 and encodes 382 amino acids. Gene Ontology annotation, molecular function: neurotransmitter receptor activity; extracellular ligand-gated monoatomic ion channel activity; transmembrane signaling receptor activity.
AUGUUGAACGACUACGAUCCCAGAAUACGACCAAUCCAGAACCAGUCUCAGCCUAUAUAUAUUAAUACAAAAUUCGUACCAUUGGGUCUGAUUGACUUUGACACUACGCUACAACAAUUCUCGAUGAUGGCGUACAUCAGAAUUGGCUGGAUUGACCACAACAUUAACUGGACACCGCGGUUCUACAGCGCGACCUACUCUUUGCGUGUACCCACCCGGCAGAUUUGGACGCCAAACUUAAUUCUUCGGAAGUCUGUUGAUGGACAGGGUGUGAUUGGAGAUGCGGAUACAGACCGGAUCUACGUCUCGUGGAGAGGUCACGUGCAGUGGGUGCCCGAGGCAACAUACUCAGUUGUAUGCAACGUUAACGUCCGAUAUUACCCGUUCGACGAACAGACGUGCACAUUGACAUUCUACGUUCCCGGCGAGUCGGUUGACACAUUAGAACUGGACCAUUAUAAAAACGUCGACAUGAGCGAAUGCAUGGAAAACGCCGCCUGGAUAAUUGUCGGCGUCAGUCGUACCCGCCAUGUUCGUGACAACAACUACAACAUCGACAUCGAGUUCAAGAUGCAGCGUAGGGCUGACUUCACAACCUUCACUUUAGUAGCUCCUCUUCUGAUGUUAGCGUUCCUCAACAUCUGUGUUUUCCUCGUUCCGUCCAACUCCGGCGAAAAGGGCUCGUUCUCUAUCACGAUUUUCCUGGCCUACUCCGUCUACAUGUCCAUGAUGAGCGAAACAUUACCGCACAAUUCAGUUGAGAUUUCCUUCUUUAUUGUGUUUAUUAUCGUCCUGCUCUGUCUCAGCGUCGUUUCCGUCUUUUACACGAUCAUUCAGGCGAAGCUGGCAAGCGCCUUUGGUAACAAGGAGUGUCCUAUUAACUGCUUCCGGCGCACAGUCGAUCGGAACAAAGUAGUUCCAGUAGGACCUGCAGGUAACCUGGAGAAUACGUGUGUGUACACAUGGGGAAACUUCUUUGACCAGCUGGACACCUUUUUGUUCGGAUCUUUCCUCGUGACCAUCACCUUGAUAACCGGGAUCUUCUUCUCGGUUCUGUUACGGAACGUGACGUUUGACGACCCUGACCUCAAUUUUGAACCGGAAGCUACGACAAGGUCCAUGCCUUUUCGCACAACUGUUGCUGCCUAA